Messenger RNA from Fusarium sp. VM40, 2484 nucleotides. Lineage: Eukaryota; Fungi; Ascomycota; Sordariomycetes; Hypocreales; Nectriaceae. The record is from the annotation of a GenBank genome assembly.
AUGGGCCCAAAUGCUGGCAACGGCGUGGGCGGCCUGGAGAUGGGGCCCAUGAUGCAGGGCAAUGGCUCCAACCUGCCCCAGGCCACCGAAUACACCCUCCAGGGCGUCAUGCGCUUCCUGCAGACCGAAUGGCACCGACAUGAGCGCGAUAGGAACUCGUGGGAGAUUGAGAAGCAGGAGAUGAAGGGUCGUAUCGCCAACCUCGAGGGUCAGGCGCGGAGGGCUGAUGCCACCCAGCGCGUGCUGAGGAAGUACGUUACUAUGCUAGAGCGCAAGGUUAAGGAACAAACGGCUCAGCUGCAGGGGCAGGAGGCUGUUGAUGCGGAUACUGCUGCGAAGAACGAUCGGGCAGCCAAGAUCCAGGAGAAGCUUAGAUCUUCAUUGGAGGAUAUGCCUGCUCCAGGUGUCGAUGGUGUUAACUAUGAGAAGCUUGAUCGAGGGGACGAGGAUGCUCAGCGACAGGAUCUGAAGUCUUUCCUCGACCAGUGCCAGUCCGAAUUUAUGUAUCUUAUGAUUACCCCCGCAAACCCGCAACCGCCACGAGAGUCUCCCCCGCUACCGAUCAUGGAAGAUCUGCGAGAAGUUGAGGCAUAUGGCAUGCCAGCUCCCCAACCUAUGGAGCGACAGUUCCAGCUCCCUACAAGAGGUGCUCAGAACCACGCCCAAGACAUGAACUCAAGAAUAGCUCAGCAGAACCAUGUUCCUCACGCACAGAACCAACAGCCGCACUUUCAAAAGCAGUCAGAACUACAACCUCAACCUAUGAUGCGGUCUUCAGCUGAACACCCUCCUAUUAUGUACCAGAACUCUAACGACUGGCCUGCACCCGUAUCCGUUACCUCUCGGCCGGUUGAGGAGCACGUAACUCCAGCAAACCAUGCCGCGGAAGUUUUAGGUGGAAUGGAGGAUCCUGUUGAACUUAGGGAGAAACAGCAGCCUGAAACUGAUGGAUGGGAGUUUCCCGAGGGUACGUUCCCCGAACCUGGAAACUCCCAGCCCAAUCAGUCUCAACCUAACCGACCCGAUACCGAUGCGUUUCCCGCCGCUGACAAUCUCCCCAAAUCACCAGGUCGACGAGACAGCUCCCACCGAAGAAAAGGUUCCAUGUCUAGGAGACGAAGCGCCGAUCAUGAGCUAGCCCUGGCUGCCCAAAAAGCGGAGAGUGGUAACUUCAAGCUAAGAUUUGGUCUGCGGGGUCAUCUCGACACUGUCCGAACCAUCAUAUUCUCUGGCGGCGGUAGCCCAGGUGAGCCAGAAAUCUGCACUGGUGGAGACGAUGGUAUGAUCAAGCGUUUCCACAUUCCCAGAUUAGAUGGCCAUCCAGGAGGUUCGGCGCACACAGCGUCAGACCUCGAUGUUACAGCCAACUUUACGCACCGCGGUCAUUCAGGGGCAAUUCUUUGCUUGACAUCAUGGUCUCCUUCGCCAAACUUCUCGACCGGUGGUCGCGCACAGGGUGACGGCUGGAUAUUUUCUGGUGGCCAAGAUGCGACUGUUCGGGUCUGGGAGCGCGGCAGGGUUGACCCCAAGGCGACUCUCGAGGGCCACACAGACGCUGUCUGGGCUAUUUGUGUUCUCCCUGCAACUCUUGGCUCAAUCUUUGGUAACUCAAGUUCUUAUGGUAAUGCGGAUCGUAUCUUGGUCGUUUCGGGCGCUGCAGAUGGCAGUGUUCGCCUGUGGUCAGUGAGCGCGCCACCUCAAUUGAGCUCUCCACAACCUGGAACAAACCGAGCCAUGACUGGCCGUGGAGGCAGAGUUCGUGGUAAUUCUAUGAGUUCCGGUAGCGGCUUCGCCAGCACUCCCCAACCAUCUAUCGCCUCCAAUUCGCCUUUCAACCACACUCUUGUACAUAACAUCGCGAGAUCAGAUGGUUCUACAGCUAGCCCGACAUGUAUCUCUCCUCUGGGCACCACCGGCGAACAGUUUGUUGUAUCGUACUCUGAUGCUGCCAUUCUUGUUUAUGAUACCCGAACCGGCGAACAGAUCGGCAACAUGGAUAGUCUAGAGACGUACGACGAAACGAUCAAAACCAGUGUCAACGCUGUUGUGGCUACGACAAUGGGUCUUGACCAGGCUAGCCAGAACCACAGCGGUAACAUCAGCGAGGAAGAUGCCAGCACGGGCGCUACUGGUGGUGGACGAUCAAUGGCUGGUUCGGGCGUUGAGGGAACUAUCAUUUCAGGCCACGAAGACCGCUUCAUCCGGUUCUUCGAUGCCAACAGCGGCCAAUGUACAUAUAACAUGAUUGCUCACCCAGACUCCAUCUCGAGCCUUUCCCUGAGCCCCGAUGGCCGUGAACUCGUUAGCGCUGGUCACGAUGCCUCGCUCCGCUUCUGGAGUCUCGAGAAGAGGACUUGUACACAAGAAGUGACAAGUCACCGCGUAAUGCGCGGCGAAGGAAUCUGUGCCUGCGUUUGGAGUCAGGACGGUAAAUGGGUCGUCAGCGCUGGCGGCGACGGCGUGGUCAAGGUUUUUGCACGAUAA